UUGGCGGUGAUCACCCGAGUGGGAAUGCUGUGGUUCAGCGUGCCCUUUAUAAGCGUUUUCGUCAGCUGGAUAGCUCAGAUCUUCUACGCCUGGCGCAUCCGAGUACUCAGCCAGAGCCUGUGGCUACCGGCCAUCAUCACUCUGCUCUCGUUACUCCAAGGCGCGUGCAGUUGGUACACGGCUAUAGAGCUCAAAAUUCUCAAUGACUUCUCGAAGCUCCAAGACAGGACAUACCGUGUCACGUCGGUAUGGCUCGGUGGAACGGCUCUAUGCGACUUGAUCAUUGCCGCUAGCAUGAUCUACUACUUGCACAAGUCAAGGACCGGAUUCAGCAGGACCGACGACAUCGUCCAGAGAUUGAUCCGUGUAACGGUCGAGACUGGACUGAUCUGCACUGUGGUUGCGCUCAUAGACCUGGCUGUCUACGUCGCGUUCAAAGAUAACAACUACCACUUCACUCCUGUCCUUACUCUGUCCAAGCUGUACUCCAACAGUUUAUUGGCGGUCAGUGUUCUGAGCGUGAUUGCCCAAUCGUAA
Gloeophyllum trabeum ATCC 11539 is the source of this 537-nucleotide messenger RNA. RefSeq lists its product as uncharacterized. The transcript has 5 exons. The annotation marks the transcript as partial. The record is from RefSeq and is a predicted model, not a curated record. Lineage: Eukaryota; Fungi; Basidiomycota; Agaricomycetes; Gloeophyllales; Gloeophyllaceae.